UGUCUAUUUAGUUUUUCCCGCCGGUGGCGUGUGUACACACUGGUGAACAGAUGGAGCGCCUGACAAAAUCCUUACGUUUAUUUUCAUUUCCCUCGGGAAAGGUUCUUCAUCCUGCGACAUGGCAUCCUUUGAAUUUAAAAAAGGAAUACUCGACGGAAUCACUGGAACCCGUGGAACUAAGUUUCGAUGUUUACACGGGUGAGAAUCAAGAAACAAGGCCACCAUUGCUGACCUAUCAUGGCCUUUUUGGUUCCAAGCAGAAUUGGCGGGGAAUUAGCAAAGCUCUUGUGCGGAAAGUGCCCAGGAAGGUCUAUGCAAUAGAUGUCCGUAAUCAUGGCGAGAGUCCCCAUUCAAGUGUUCACAAUUCGAGGGCAAUGAGCGAAGAUUUGCGUUUGAUUCUGGAGCGGCAAAAUCUACCCAAGGCUGCUUGCAUGGGCCAUAGCAUGGGUGGCAGGUCCAUGAUGUAUUUCGCUAGAAAAUAUCCAGAGUUGGUGGAGCGUUUAAUAGUGGUGGACAUAUCGCCUAUAAGUGUACCUCGAUCUACUGGUGAGAUGACGGAAAUCUUUGAUGCGAUGCUCUCCUUGGAUCUAUCGCCGAGUUUGUCCAUGUCUGAGGGUCGAAAAUUAGCCAGGGAGAAACUACUUAAAGCCACCGAAGACGCAACUGUGGACUUUAUAAUGCUGAACUUGCGUAAAGAUCCCAAUUCAGGCAAAUUCUCAUGGGCCUGCAAUGCUCCGGUUCUACGAGAUUUUCUCACCCGCUUUGAUAAUUACCAAAGAUCGUUGGAGGAACUUCCGCCGUAUACGGGACCCACCACUUUUAUCUGCGGAUCGCAUUCACCCUACAUGAGACGAGAGCAAUGGCCGCAAAUUACGGAAAUGUUCCCCAAUUCUGAGAUCCAUUGGCUGGAAGCUGGACACUUGGUGCACUUCGAGCAGCCGCAGGAGUUUUUAACAUUAGUCAGCGAGUUCCUAAACAGAUCUAAUUAGAUCACUAAAUUAGCCAAUUGUACAAAGGAGUCAAUAAUAGAUAGACUUUAGCUAAAUUUCAA
This is a messenger RNA of Drosophila eugracilis, 1051 nucleotides long. Its product is annotated as protein ABHD11. The transcript is spliced from 5 exons. The record is from RefSeq and is a predicted model, not a curated record. Lineage: Eukaryota; Metazoa; Arthropoda; Insecta; Diptera; Drosophilidae. Bases 51 to 989 code for a protein of 312 amino acids. Gene Ontology annotation, cellular component: mitochondrion.